This is a messenger RNA of Papaver somniferum (opium poppy), 3274 nucleotides long. Its product is annotated as pentatricopeptide repeat-containing protein At4g21065-like. Gene Ontology annotation, biological process: RNA modification. Gene Ontology annotation, molecular function: protein binding; RNA binding; zinc ion binding. The transcript has 2 exons. NCBI's taxonomy places the organism in Eukaryota, Viridiplantae, Streptophyta, Magnoliopsida, Ranunculales, Papaveraceae. The record is from RefSeq and is a predicted model, not a curated record. The coding region runs from base 80 to 3049 and encodes 989 amino acids.
CUCACCCAACAAAUUCCAAAUUCCAAUCUCAAAAUACUCCGAUGAACUUCUAUCCAAAUUAUGAAACCCAGAAGAAAUAAUGUCAGCAAUCUCUCUUUCUCAUUCCAACAACUUCAUCACGAUGAUAGUUACUUCAUCUCCUCAUCAUUCUCAUUCUGCUUCUCUUCUUCUUCUUCGAAACAGAAAGCGGCAAAUAUUUGCAUCUUCCACUCUCACGGAUUUCUCAAAAGUUCCAAAAGUGGAGAAAACCAGGGAGACACCCCAUCAAAUUUUUAAUGAUGAUGUCUGGUAUUCCAAGGAAGCAGUCUGUAUUAGUUCGCUUACUACUAACGAACAUAUUGAUGGUUUGCUUAAUUCUUUGGAGGAUAAAACUCAUCCACAUAAUGAUCAGUGUACUGAAAAUUACGCUUUAAUACUUCAAAACUGUAGAAAAUUAGAUUAUCUAGAAUUGGGUCUACAAAUUCAUUGUCGUUUGAUUGUAUCUGGUGUUGAAUUAUGUUCAUUUCUUAGUAGUCAAUUGUUAGAAUUGUACUGUAAGCUAGGUUAUAUUGAUUCAGCUCGCCAACUGUUUAAUACAAUGUCACAGAGAAAUGUGUUUAGUUGGACUUCUAUAAUUGGAUUAUACUGUGGAUUAGGUGAUUAUGAAGAGACAAUUAAGUUAUUUUAUUUAAUGAUUGAAGAAGGAGUUAGACCAGAUCAUUUUGUGUUUCCGAAAAUUUAUAAAGCUUGUUCUGAGUUAAGGAAUUAUGAGGUAGGGAAAGAUGUUUAUGAUUAUAUGUUGAGUAUUGGGUUUGAAGGGAACCCUUUUGUGAAGAAAUCUAUUCUUGAUAUGUUUAUAAAAUGUGGUAAGAUGGAUAUUGCUAAAAGAAUGUUUGAUAAGAUGCAAUUCAAGGAUGUUGUUACAUGGAAUAUGAUGAUUUCGGCUUAUGCUUCCAUGGGUGAUUUCGAGCAAGCUUUGCACCACUUUGAGAGUAUGAAACUAGCUGGUGUCAAACCGGAUCGGAUUACUUGGAAUUCAAUUAUUACUGGGUAUGCUCAGAAUGGACAAUUUGAGGAGGCUGCAAAUUGUUUCUUUGAGAUGAGUGGUUCACAAAAUUUUAAGCCAAAUGUUGUAUCUUGGACAGCGUUGAUAGCAGGGAAUGAGCAGAACGGUUGUUCAUUGCAAGCGUUGGAUGUGUUCAGGAAAAUGGUGAUUGAAAGAGUGAAACCAAAUUCGAUUACCAUUGCCAGUGUUAUUUCAGCUUGUACAAAUUUGUCUUUGCUUCGACAUGGAAAGGAGAUCCAUGGAUAUUGUAUAAAGGCCGAGAGACUAGACUUGGAUGUUCUUGUUGGCAAUUCAUUUGUAGACUUUUAUGCCAAAUGCCGAAAUCCGGAGGUUGCACGUCGGAAUUUCGAUUUAAUUAAACAAAAAGAUUUGGUAUCUUGGAACGCAAUGCUUGCUGGUUAUGCACUGAGAGGUUGCCGUGAGGAAGCACUCGAACUUCUCGAUGCGAUGAAGGUGCAGGGAGUUAAACCAGAUAUUAUUACAUGGAAUGGGUUGAUCACAGGUUAUACACAGAGCAGGGAUGGGAAGACAGCUCUUGAAUUCUUUUCUAAAAUGCGUCAAACAUAUGUAUACCCUAACACAAUUACAAUAUCAGGGUCUCUUGCAGCUUGUGCUCUAACAGAUAAUUUGAAGUUAGGGAAAGAAAUUCAUGGCUUUGUCAUAAGAAACCAGAUGGAGUUGUCUACAGGAGUUGGAAGCGCUCUUAUAUCGAUGUAUUCAAGUUGUGGUCAGUUAAGACUUGGCCUUUCAGUGUUCAGAGAGCUCUCAACAAGAGAUGUGGUAAUUUGGAACUCAAUUGUUGCUGCUUGUGCUCAAGGUGGACAAGGGACUAAUGCCCUGAAUUUGCUGACAGAUAUGAAGUUAAGUAAUGUGGAACCUAACACGGUUACAAUGGUCUCAGCUCUUCCAGCUUGUGCCAGAUUAGCGGCGUUAAGGCAAGGUAAAGAAAUUCAUCAAUAUAUUCUGAGGCAUGGCCUUGACACAUGCAACUUCAUAUGGAAUUCUCUUAUCGACAUGUAUGGACGGUGUGGGGAGAUCAGAAAAGCUCGAAAGAUAUUCAAUAUGAUGCCUCAAAGAGAUCUAGUUUCAUGGAACACACUGAUUUCAUGUUAUGGAAUGCAUGGUUUUGGAAUGGACGCUGUAAAUGUAUUCCUCCGACUAAGAACUACAGAAUUGAUACCUAACCAUUUUACCUUUACAAAUUUAAUAUCUGCUUGUAGUCACUCUGGAUUGAUUGAUGAAGGGUGGGAGUAUUUUGAGAUGAUGAAGUCUGAGUACAAAAUUGAACCUGCUGUCGAGCAAUAUGCUUGCAUGGUAGAUCUACUUGCACGUGCGGGUCAAUUUGAUGAAACCAUGAAACUCCUCAAGGAGAUGCCAAUAGAACCAAAUGCAGCAGUAUGGGGUUCGCUUUUGGGUGCUUGUAGGAUCCAUUCAAACCUUAAGCUCGCGGAGUAUGCUGCUGGGUAUCUUUUUGAUUUAGAACCUCAGAAUUCUGGAAACUAUAUACUCUUAGCUAAUAUAUAUUCACAGGCAGGAAAAUGGGAUGAUGCAGCAAGAAUUAGACAGAUGAUGAAGGAUAGAGGGGUAACAAAACCCCCUGGUUGCAGUUGGAUUGAGGUGAAACGUAUAGUUCACAGCUUUAUAGUAGGAGACACAACUCAUCCAUUAAUGCAUGACAUUUCUGCAAAGAUGGAAAGUUUGUAUUCAGAUAUUAAGAAGAUUGGGUACAUCCCAGAUACAAAUUUUGUGUUGCAGGAUGUCGGUGAGGAUGAAAAGGAGUUUAGUCUUUGUGGACACAGUGAGAAGUUAGCAAUUGCUUUUGGUUUGAUUAGUACACCAGUUGGCACUCCUUUGAGGAUCAUCAAGAACCUGAGGGUGUGCGGGGACUGUCAUUCCGCAACCAAAUUUAUCUCCAAAGUCGAGAAACGGGAGAUUGUAAUGAGGGACAGUUAUCGGUUUCAUCAUUUCGUUGAUGGGGUGUGUUCUUGUGGGGAUUACUGGUAAGAGCUGAAAUCUAACACACAGGGAAAAUGAAGAUUUUUGGGGUCUGCGCAAGGUCUUCAAGCUAACAUAAGAGCGUAAGAUCUUUUCCUAGCUAGUUGGGUGUAUACCUGUUGAUAUUGCAAACCAUGUGCAGCUACAGAGAAUAAACUGUAAUGUGCAACAUCUGUAAACAAGUCGCUAUAUUUGAUUUUGUUAAUACAGGAAUUAGAUAAAAAUACACAUCUA